Molecule: messenger RNA, 3141 nt
Organism: Drosophila eugracilis
Lineage: Eukaryota; Metazoa; Arthropoda; Insecta; Diptera; Drosophilidae
Gene: Ndf
Product: putative oxidoreductase GLYR1 homolog
Molecular function (GO): oxidoreductase activity, acting on the CH-OH group of donors, NAD or NADP as acceptor; NAD binding; NADP binding
Source: RefSeq, a predicted model, not a curated record
GUAUUCUCCGAGCAAAUACUAUCGGUCCGGCAGCGCAUCACACACACAAAGCGAAAAAAAAGAAAAUACGGGUGGCCUGCAAGCGAAUAUCUUUGAAAUUCACUGGACCCCAACGCUGAGAAUUGUUCUCCGAUAAAGUAUAUUUUUAACUCGUGUGCUCCGUCCGCCUAAGCCAGCAAAAUAACCAAGUUCAACAUACGCCUGGACAACAUAAUGUCGAAGAACAAAAAACUGUCGCUGUCAGGCGGCGAUACGGCGGAGAAAUUUAUUUACAAACCCAAGGAUCUGAUAUGGGCCAAAAUGAAGGGCUUCACUCCGUGGCCGGGAAUGAUUGUCGAUCCUCCUCUUGAUCUGCUUAGCCAGCAACGCCGGGCGAAUACCAAAUGCGUGUUCUUCUUCGGAUCUAGGAAUUUUGCCUGGAUUGAAGAGAAUAACAUCAAGCCCUUCGAAGGUCCGUGGAAGGAUGAACUGGCCAAGGUGAGCAAACCUGCUGCUUUUCGACACGCCAUGACGGAUAUCGAAAAGUAUAUUGACGACCCUGCCGAGGUGGACGAGCAAGUCAACAAAAGCUGCGGGGCCCCAAAUCACGCCACUGAAGCCGAUUUCGACAAAAUCCGCGAUGGUCUAGACACUGAGGAGAAUGUGGUAGACGAGACAGUUGGCGAUGGCAAUAAUGGUGUAGUAGCCCAUGUGGUCGGCAGCCCUGAUGAGGGCGAGGGAUUGGAUGGGGAAAUUAAUGCAGAUUCCUCAGAGUCACCCGCGACGACGCCGGCGGCCACAACAAAAGCAGGAGGCAAGCGGACGCCGAAGGCUAAGUCCGUGGCGGCCGCUUCGGUUAAGUCGACUAAGGGAUCGGCUACCAAAUCAGCACAGAAACGGCGUACCUCUUCUCACCAGACGCCCAGUGGCACAUCGAAUGCCAAGCGUGGUAGGAGAGCUGCCUCUGGGGAUGCUGCGCAGGAUUUGGAUGGUGCCGGUUCUACGCCCACGGCUAGACGACGUGUUGAGACUGACGCACUACUGGCCUCACUGGCGGCCAAGCGGGCACCGAAUGCAAUUGCUCUGCUUGAUCGUCCGGUCGUCACGCGACCAGAGACGCAAGUUAUUGACAUGACCUCGCGCUCCAACACUCUGGCCGAUCGGGAAAUUGUGCCCUCAGAGCAGACUUUCGGAUUCCUGGGUCUUGGCAUGAUGGGAUCGACAAUAGUCAAGGACUUGAUUUACACGGGUCACAAAGUUGUGGUUUGGAACCGCACUAUCGACAAGUGCCAACCCUUUGCGGAGGCCGGUGCUGAGGUUAAAGACACUCCUAUGGAUGUGGUGGAGGCUGCCGACGUUAUCUUCUGCUGUGUGUCAGAUCCCAAGGGCGCCAAGGAUCUCGUUUUUGGCAACUGUGGCGUUCUACAGAUAAAGGAUUUAAACAAUAAGGCUUACGUGGAAAUGUCUACCAUUGAUCCGGACACUUCGCUGGAUAUUGGUGAGGGUAUCAAGCAGUGCAACGGUCGCUAUCUAGAGGCACAAAUUCACGGCUCGCGUCAAGAGGCAGCGGAUGGCAUGCUCAUUAUCCUUGCCGGAGGCGAUCGCUCAGUGUUCGAGGAGUGCCACUCGUGCUUCAAGACUAUCGCAAAGAACACAUUCUUUUUAGGGACAGAUAUCGGCAAUGCCUGUAAAGUAAAUCUAAUUUUGCAAACUAUUAUGGGUGUGAGUCUGGUCGGGUUAGCUGAGGCGUUAGCACUUGCUGAUCGUUUUUCAAUUUCUUUGAACGACAUUAUAGACAUUUUUGAUUUGACUUCAAUGAAAUCACCAAUGCUACUGGCGAAGGGCAAAGAAAUGGCCAAAGGCGACUUUAAUCCACAACAACCUUUAAGCCACAUGCAACGAGACUUGCGUUUGGUGCUAAACAUGGCAGAGAAUCUAGAUCAGUCUAUGCCUGUCACCAGCAUUACCAAUGAGGUGUUCAAGCACACUAAACGCUUGGGCUACAGUGAACACGAUUCGAGCGCCGUAUUUGUAAGAUCCAGAUUUUAACAUUUAGUUAACACGACUAACGUUUAAACUAUGUUUUAUCAUUUAGUUUAAAGCGUGUACCGAACAGAACAGAACCGACACUGACAAAAACACAAAACACAAACAAUAACAGAAACGCAUAACCUUCACUUAUCCACCCACCAACCCAAACUGACAGAGGCGUUCGAUCGCAAGGAAUACUUUGGUAAAAUAAUAUAAUAAUAAUUACCUUUGUAUGCUCUUGCGAUUGGUAUCGUCAUCCUAACCUUUUGCAUACUUCCCAAAACCCCAACAUACGAAGCGUUAAUUGCAAAAUGGGCUAACAGAUUCGCUUUGAAUCGACGACCAAAUCUUCCUGGUCGACCUGCUUAAAACGCAGGCAGAAGCCAAUGAAGUGUCCUAGGGAAGUGUGUUCAAGAAAGCUGAUAAAUGAACAACACAAUCUUUCGGAACUACUUUAAUGAAUUGUGCAUUAUACGACUUUAGAGUGUUUUAUUGUAUUUUUUGACGGGUGAAACGCAAUCCCAGAGAGGAGGAAGGGCAGGGCGCCGUGUUUCCAAUUUUUAUGUAUGUAAGGUGUUUUUUCCAAAAUAUCAUUUUACGUAUGUGCAUGCAUAAAUUGUAAAUGUAUAGAAUACUGCAUCCGAAUAAAAUGUACAAAGCAUACUGAAACACAACUCUGAUUGUAGAAUAUCAAAAGAAGCAUGGACCUUUUAGGCUUAUCUACCCGACCUCCCCUUUUUUGUUGUGCAUUUACUCCAAUCUUAUAUUUUCAUGUAUACAUUUACACAUUUUUACUAAGAAUAAAAAGUAAGCUAAACGAUCAUACAGAGUAAAAUUGCAAAGAAAAAUAUAUAAUGUGGCGGUAAUGAUAGAUUGGUUUAGUUGUAGUUCCCUUCUCAUACAACAAACAAGACACAAACUGACAUGGGAAAUUAAACAAAACAACAACAGAAACAAAAACUACAACAACCGAAAGCAAACAAAAUAGCAUAAACUUUGAUCGACCCAUUGGCGAGGGUCAUUAUUAAUAAUAAUAAUAAGAAUAUAUAAUAAAUAAUAUAUUUUACUUAUUAUUUAGUCUGUAUUUUGUUGUAAAACAAAGAUUAAUAAAAAGAUAAUUUUAAUAGAGGA